Messenger RNA from Cladophialophora carrionii CBS 160.54, 1239 nucleotides. RefSeq lists its product as uncharacterized. Gene Ontology annotation, cellular component: peroxisomal membrane; peroxisomal importomer complex. NCBI's taxonomy places the organism in Eukaryota, Fungi, Ascomycota, Eurotiomycetes, Chaetothyriales, Herpotrichiellaceae. The transcript has a single exon. The record is from RefSeq and is a predicted model, not a curated record. Gene Ontology annotation, molecular function: signaling receptor binding. Gene Ontology annotation, biological process: protein import into peroxisome matrix, docking. The coding region runs from base 1 to 1239 and encodes 412 amino acids.
AUGUCAGACCAAGACUCAAGAAGGGCGCCUGCCAUUCCGACAUGGCAGCAGAGCUGGCAAUCCAGCACCAAAGAACAGACGACCCAUUCCGGCGAUCAGUCGUCAUCGGAGCAAAGCACGACGCAACCCUCGUUACCCUCGGAAGCACCUCUACUCGAGCAAGCGCAAAAGUCGUUGGAGGACGAAUCAAUACGAGAUGCGUCUCGAGAAAGCAAGGUCGAGUGCUUGCAGAAGAAGGGUCUACAACCCGAUGAGAUAGAAAAGCUGCUGGGUCCUGAGCCGGCCGCAUCUUCAACCGCCACCGACGAGGCCUCGGAAUUGAAAACAAUUCACGACACCAGCCCGAACCCCGGUAUAAGAGAACAAGAACAAGCAGUACCCUCACAAUCAUCGGCGCCCCAACACGAACCGACGCCCACGCCCUCUGCGAAGCGGGACGUCCCUCCAAUAAUUACCUACCCAGAAUUCCUACUCAAACCACAGAAACCUCCACCGCUCGUCACAUUCGACCGCCUGGCGAACGCAGCCUAUGUUUUGGCCGGCGUAUCAGCUUUGACAUGGGGCGCCAGCAAAUAUCUCAUCCAGCCUAUGCUCGAAUCCCUUACUGAGGCGCGACAUUCACUGGCCGAGACAGCCAAAGCGGACCUCGAGACCCUCAACACGAAACUCGAGUCCACCGUCUCACACAUCCCCUACAUACCCAGCGUUUCCGCUCUCCAUUCUCAACAGCAAAAGCCCAAGGACGACGACCUGGAAUCCACAGACUCGGAUCCCACCGAGCUCUUCCACCGUGACAUCGCGACCCAGACAUCACCCCACCCGACGCACACAACGUCGCUCUGGUCCGACGAUGAUGAUGCCCUACCUGCACAAGAUCCCACGACGUCACAAUCGUCCCGCCUGCGCAGUCUGCACUCCACCCUCUCUUCUCUUCUGAGUUCGCAAACAACGCAAUUCUCCCAAGACCGCCUCCAAGAAUCAAUGUCGGAUUUCCAAUCGACGCUCGACAAGUUGGAAGCGAGCUACAACCCUUUCCAAGUCGACUAUACCAGCAGCUUCUCAAGUUACAGCGGGCCUGGAGCAGGCGACAAGAGCGGUGGUGAUAAGUCCGCCAAAAAGGACGCCUCGGAGGCCACCAAGUUCAAGAACGAGAUUCGAGCCCUCAAGGGCGCGUUUCUGAGUUCCAGGAACUUUCCCACCGCACGGCCGGCCCAGCCGUUCAUGCUGCCGCCACGGUGA